CGAGAGGGGAGCGACUGUGAGGGUGUUUCCGAUGCUCUCUGCCCCUCGGUGUACAAGCACGUCGGUCGUUGCACCGCUCCCCCCGCCGCAGACAGACAGAGAGAGAGAGCAGCGGAGGAGGCAGGGGGAAAGGGGGGAGGCAGUGAGAGCAGGGGGAGCCGGCUUUCGCUCGCUGCUGUCCAACUCUUACAGGCGAAUCCCGACCGCUGCCCCUCGUCCUGUCCCGUCCCGGCCGCUCCAGCGCCAUGGGGGUCCGUGAGCACCGGGACGGCAGUACCAAGUCCUCGCUGGCGGUGAUGCUGCACUCUCCGGACGUGAGUCCCCGCAGGUUGUCAGACAUCAGUCCGCACCUCCGACAGAUCAACUGCCUGGUGGUGGAUGAGUGCAUUGCGGAGAAGUCGUCAAGAUCAUUCGAGGACCUGAACAUCGCCUCUGCCGGUGGCCUGACUCCCAUUGAGGAGCGUAUCCUGCGCAUCACUGGCUACUACGGUUACCAGCCCUGGUCUCUCCAUCUCCCCACAGAUGAAAGACCAGAGGAGGCAAGUAAGGCCGGGAGUGGCUCUGUGCGAGCGGAGGCGAGCAAGACAGGGGGCAGCUCAGUCCGGACGGAGGUGGAGACGCAGGAGGAAGCCAGAGGAGGGAGGAGGAGCCGAUGGUGGAGGAGCGGCCCAGCCUACUGCCGGUACCUGCAAGGUUUCUCUGUUGCCCGGCUGAAGCAGGCCUUGUGGGGCUGGGCGGUGUUCCUGAGUGUCUGCUCGUCCUGGGCGGGCACCACCCAGCUGGCCAAGAUCACCUUCCGGUCCUUUGAUGCGCCUUUCGCCGUCACCUGGUUCGCCGCCACCUGGAACCUUCUCUUCUUCCCGCUCUACUACAUCGGACAUGCCUGGAGCGCCGAGGAGAAGCAGACACCUCUGCAACAAUUCAGGGAAUGCUGCAGGUUCUAUGGGGAUGACGGCUUAACCAUCAAAAUAUUCUUCACCAGGGCCGCCCCCUUCUGCGUCCUGUGGACUCUAACCCAUUACCUGUACCUACUGGCCCUGAAGAAGAUAAGUGCCACGGAUGCCUCUGCUCUCUUCUGCUGUAACAAGGCCUUUGUCUUUCUGCUGUCAUGGAUUGUCCUACGGGACAAGUUUAUGGGGGUCCGGAUAGUGGCCGCCAUUCUUGCCAUCGCUGGCAUUGUGAUGAUCACUUACGCCGACGGUUUCCAUAGCCACUCUGUCAUCGGAAUUACGCUCGUUGUGGCGUCAGCCUCCAUGUCGGCCCUCUACAAGAUCUUGUUUAAGAUGUUGCUGGGCAGUGCCAAAUACGGUGAAGCUGCCUUAUUCCUAACGGUGCUCGGCCUGUUCAACGUCACCUUCAUUAUCUGCGUUCCCAUGGCUCUUUACUUCACCGGUAUCGAGUACUGGACCUCCUUUAGCCUCAUUCCCUGGGAGAAGCUGUGUGGGAUAGCAAUUCUUCUGCUUUCCUUUACCAUCCUGAUGAAUUUUGGGAUUGCUGUCACUUCUCCAACACUGAUAUCCGUGGGAGUGGUCCUCAGUGUUCCUGUAAACGCUGUGGUGGAUGCCUACACCAGCGACAUCAUCUUCAAUGGCGUGAGGGUGGUGGCUGUGCUGAUCAUCUGCCUGGGCUUCCUGCUGCUCCUGCUGCCCGAGGAGUGGGACCGGCUGGCCGCCAGCCUCAUCAGCCGCCUCCGAAUCAGCAAGAAGGAGCAGCCGGCGGAGGAGCAGUCGGAUCCGGGCUUUGUGGGUCAGAGCCGAAGGAGCAAGGCAUCCCGGACGUCAGCCGCCAGCUUCUCGCAUUCCUUCUAGUGGCACGGCAACCAUUUCAGAGGAAACUUUUUGUGGUAAAAGGCAGGAAGAUACAGACAGCUCAUGUUACAUAUGGGUGCCUAUUUCUUACUGGAUAUUUCCAAAGACGCGUUGUGUGUGUGUGUACCACCGAUGAGCGUGUAUUCAUCACCGACUGCCGGAGCAAGAUGGUAUUUCAUUGAGCAGGGUAUUGGCUUUGUGGUGGGGCUAUGAGAUUGGUCUGAGGGUGGGGGUGUUCCACCCUGCCCGAUACACCUCGCCAUUCAAGUGCAGUGUUGAGAGGGCAUCAGCUGUAACCCGUGCUCGCAACAUUUGGCCAUGGCAUCGAGAGGGUACCGGUUCUACUGUGCACCCUGCCUUCUGGGCACUGGCACUUGGUGUCGCAGUGAGCAGGCAGUUUGCUGUUGACCUUGGUGCCAACCUCUGGGUGACGCCUCACACAGUUGAGAAGCUGCUUGUCUUCGUGUCCGACCCCUCCUCUUGCCCUGGUGGCACCACAACCUGGGUUCACUCAGUGAGAUGCUGACGUCCAUCGCUUGCAACAUCCCUCCAUUGCUUUUUGUUCUCCUUCCUACGCCAGUCCCCAGAUGCUGCAUGUGUGAUGACGUCUACCUGACGGUGCUUAAUUAAAAGGGCUUGGGUCAGCAUUCCCAUUGAGAUCUGCAUGGGUCUUCACAUUCCAAGUCUUCCAAAUGCACGGUAAACCACUCAGAAGACCUGCAGUUUGAAGACCCAUGCAUGCAGAGAUGUCUGUGUUCUGGGCCGCUCUAUCGGGCACUAUCACUUUAUUUGUCACAUGUACAUCAAAACAUACAGUGAAAGGAGUCGUUUGUGUCAAUGGCCAACGCAGCCUGAGAAGGUGCUGGGAGCAGCCCACAGGUAUCACCAUGCUUCUGUCACCAACAUGGCACACCCACAACUCACUAACCUGGCCAUCCUUGGAGUGUGCGAGGAACCAGAGGUGACGGGGAGAACGUAUAAACUCCUUACAGAGAGCGGUGGGAAAUGAACACCAAUCAUUGACGCUGUAAAACGUUCAGCUGACCACUACACUACCGUGUCACCCCACGUGCAGCCCCCUCGAACUGUGACCCGUGACAGCAGGUGGGCAGUGUCCUGCUGGGUUUCUUGUUCCCGUUCCCACCGACAUACGCAUCUGCUGUCUUGUGCGUGCGGGCUGCUGACAGCUACUGUCCUGUGCAAGGCAGUUAAUUAAAGGCGUCACACCCAUUGCCAAGGAGUCAGACAGCACAGGCACAAGCCCUUCAGCCCACUGUGGCUGUGCUAAACACAGUAAUUUUAUUCCCUUUGCAUUCCCUCCAGAUUCAACCUCUCACUCACCUACACAUUGGAGGCAAUUUACAUCAGCCAAUUAACCCACCGACCCACUCACCUUUCGGGGUUGUGUGUGUGUGUGGGGGGGAGAGUCACGUACUCACAGGGAGAACAUGCAGACUCCACACAGACAGCACCAGAGGUCAGGAUUGAACCUGUGAAGCUGUGAGAUGGUGACUCCACUGACUACCCCACUGUGUCUUCAAGAGUUAGCUGCGUGAGAAUCCGGAAGGAGAUGUUGUGGCUGGUGGUCAGUCUGCCCUCCUCCUCCUCCACCUCCUGCCCCCUUUCCCUGCCCUACUCACUCUGCCUCCUCCACUUGCCCACCCCUGCCCCUCUACCCAACCUUGAAUGGCAAUUUACUGUCCAAAAUUGAUUUUAAGUUGGGGUGCAUUGCGGACCUGGUCUUGAGAGUGGCCAAAGUAACACACACAAAAUGCUGGAGGAACCCUCAGCACAUUAGGCAGCAUCUAAGGAGAGGAAUAAUGAGUCAAUGUGUCAGGCUGAGACCCUUCAUAAGGACUCAGUCUGAAAAAUCAACUCCUCCUUUAUUCCUCUUUAUAGAUGCUGCCUGGCCUGAUGAGUUCCUCCAGCAUUUCAUGUGUACUACUCUGGAUUUCCAGCAUCUGCAGAAUUUUGUGUUUACGUUAUGUUAUGUAUUAAACCAAGGUGCAGUCAAACCCUGAGGUCAGCGUCCCCAACAUUGCCCAGCAGCCGACACUGGGAGAAUGGGCUGAGGACACAAAUUUCCCCUUGAUGUGCCCAAACUCUCAAUCUCCCAGCUGCAGAGGAAUCUGCCCACCAGCCUAACCGACCCUCCUCCGGCAUCCUGUUGAUAUGCAACGCGCUUUUUAUAUUUAAAAUUGUGAAUCAAAACUUUGGAUUAAAUACAAUGGGGGCUAUUAUGUUUGAACUGAUGCCCAAGUACCGACGUCUCUCCCGUCUGAAUUUUCUACUGGUAGCCAAGCCGAAACACUUUUAGGUAU
This is a messenger RNA of Hypanus sabinus (Atlantic stingray), 4129 nucleotides long. RefSeq names its product solute carrier family 35 member F3-like. NCBI's taxonomy places the organism in Eukaryota, Metazoa, Chordata, Chondrichthyes, Myliobatiformes, Dasyatidae. The record is from RefSeq and is a predicted model, not a curated record. The coding region runs from base 246 to 1808 and encodes 520 amino acids. The transcript is spliced from 8 exons. Gene Ontology annotation, cellular component: membrane.